CUGGCAGAGGCGGCGCAGUGUCCUCUGUGGGAGGGUCCCGCUGCCGGCUGUCACCCGUCGCUAGAGACAGCAGCACCCGAGGAAGUAGUCAGUAGAUGCUGGGAGGAUCUGGAGGAGGACGCUGCGGCGGGGGAGUCCAUCCCGAUGGGGAGAACCUCGGUGGACUUCACUGUCAUGUCCUACAACAUCCUGGCUCAGGACCUGCUGGACCUCCACCCCUACCUGUACACGUACUGCCCCCUGGAGCUGCGGGACUGGGGCUACCGCUGCAGCCUGCUCCUGCAGGAAAUACAAAAGUGCCAACCGGAUAUUUUAUGCCUUCAGGAAGUCCAGGAGAACCACUACGAGCAGCAGCUGCAGCCUGCGCUCUCUCUGAUGGGCUACACCUGUGUGUUUAAGCGCCGGACGGGCCCCAAGCCGGACGGCUGCGCCACGUGUUACCGCGGCAGCCGCUUCGUCUGCGCGGCCACCACGCAGCUGGAGUACUUCCGGCCCGAGACGGGACUCCUGGACCGGCACAACGUGGGCGUCGUCCUGCUGCUGCGGCCGCUGGUGGACCAGGGGGCCCGGCUGACGGAGCGCGGCCCCCCCCUCUGCGUGGCCAACACCCAUCUGCUGUUCAGCCCCCGGAGAGGCGACGUGAAGCUGGCGCAGCUGGCCAUCUUGCUGGCGGAGAUCGACCGUGUGGUGAAGUCCUGCCGGUCCAGCGGGGAGCAUUGCAACGUCGUCCUGUGCGGAGACUUGAACGCCGUCCCGGACACGCCCCUGUGCCGGCUCAUCACCGCCGGGAGCCUCUUCUACAGAGGGCUGCCUUCCUGGAUGGUGUCCGGUCAGGAGAACCUGUCUCACCAGGCCCACUGCCACAGACUGCCGGCUCCUCUGUGGCCCAGCACCCUGGGGAUCAGCAGCAGCUGCCAGUACGUUACCGCAAAGAAGGAGCCGGAGAGGCCGAAAGCAGGGGAACUCCAGUACGACCACGACUUCAUGCUGAGUCUGUGCUUUAGUCCCGCCGCUUGCGUUCGCCCCGGAGGUCUGGAGCUGAUUCCAGGAGUGACCGACUGCUCACCAGAUCCUUCCAGGGGGAACCAGACCUAUGAAGAAAGGUUUGGGAACACCAUCAGUCACAGGUUACACCUGGAGUCGGUCUAUAAACACGCCCCGCGCUCCAGGAACCCGCUGGUCACCACCCUGCACUCUGCGACCGGAGCUGUCGUCGACCACAUCUUCUACUCCCCAAAGCGUGCCGCAGGUCGCGGAGGCUCCGCCCCCAGAGGCCUGAAGCUCACCGGGUUCCUCCCCCUGCUGUCUGAGGACGCCCUGUGGGCGAUCAACGGCCUUCCUAACCACGGUUUCCCCUCAGACCACCUCAGCCUCAUGGCCCGGUUCCAGCUGGACCUCGAUACCGUCUGACCGGAAGGCUUCACCGGGACUCCAGAGCAGAAGCGUCUCCAUUUAGAAUGUUUUGGAAAUGAAGAAAGGCAUUUUUGUUGGAAGAGUUCAGAGAAAAAAAGCACUUUUGAACGUGCUGUGAUAGUUAAUUUAAAAUAGAAUA
This is a messenger RNA of Salarias fasciatus (jewelled blenny), 1552 nucleotides long. RefSeq names its product angel homolog 1 (Drosophila) (gene angel1). NCBI's taxonomy places the organism in Eukaryota, Metazoa, Chordata, Actinopteri, Blenniiformes, Blenniidae. Gene Ontology annotation, molecular function: 3'-5'-RNA exonuclease activity. The record is from RefSeq and is a predicted model, not a curated record. The transcript has 9 exons. The coding region runs from base 145 to 1410 and encodes 421 amino acids.